AUGGCGUUCUCCUCGUUCCAAUGGAUGUUCCGCCGCCGAGCCGGCGACAACGGCAACGGCGGAACCAGCCCAAGCAAACCCUCCGUCGCGGAGGGGAAGGAGGAGGACGCGGAGGAGCUCGGUGUCAUGCCGCAGCUCCUUGACUUCCUCCGGACACUCUCCCCCGACGCCUUCAAGGCGGUGCUAUGCUUUGUCGCAGGAGGAUCCGCGGAGUCGGCGGCCGAGCUCUCGGACUGGCAGCAGCGGCACGCCGUCCUCGUGCUCGCCAGAGCCAAGGAACUCGCUAAGGUCCGCUAUGAUCUGUGCCCACGCCACAUGAAGGACAAGCAGUUCUGGACAUACAUCUUGUCGUAAGCUCUUGCCUCGUUAGCUUUCGCCCAUGUGUAGGUUGGUGGGUGGGAUAUGCUAAUGACACCGAUGACUCAAUCCGGAGGAUUGUGCGGAUAAACCCUGGUGUCGGGAGAUACGUCGCCAAGAGCUACAGCCCAAGGUCCGGUUUCUCCGUUCUCUUAAGUUCGGUUGAUGCAAAAUUGAACAUGCAAUUUUUUAGCCUAAUUUAUCACAAGUGAGGAGCAGUGAAUUCUAUAGUCCAUUAGCUACGGUUGAUCGGCAACUGCAUAAGCUUCUAUUUCUACUUCUGAAUUUUGAAUGAUUGUAUGAGCAAAUGAGUGCUACAAAUGUACAGUUUUGUUGGUUUAGGCAAACACCUCACAGUACUCAAAAGUACA
Triticum aestivum (bread wheat) is the source of this 728-nucleotide messenger RNA. RefSeq lists its product as uncharacterized. The record is from RefSeq and is a predicted model, not a curated record. Bases 1 to 354 code for a protein of 117 amino acids. Lineage: Eukaryota; Viridiplantae; Streptophyta; Magnoliopsida; Poales; Poaceae. The transcript has 4 exons.